GCAAAUGAACGAUGUUGUCUUCACGGGUUUUUGCUGGCUGUCCCUGGCAUAUUUCGCCAAGGCACAACAGCUGUGGUUAAUGUCAUGCUUCACAAAUCUAAUGGUCCAUUGACAGUUAAUUCUACUCUAAGCACUGCCUCAGAUGAUCUGAUAUGGACAUCAACACAGAAAACAAAACAAAAAACAUCAGGAAAUGGAGAAUUACAAUACUUUACCAUCGAGAUACCCAACAAUGUUGAACCAGGGCAAUACAAACUGGCAGUGAAUGGUACAAUUAGUAGGCAGCUUGCUGUUCGUGGAGUGAUGAGCAUUGGAAUUGCUGCAAGAGGUCCAACGGUAUUAGUGCAGACAGACAAGCCUGUAUACAAACCGGGUCAAACAGUUCGGGUGAGAAUUCUGGUAUUGGAUUAUGAAAUGAAACCAUUUGAUACAUCGGUAACAGUGGAGAUUGCAGAUGGCAGAGGCACCAAAGUUUUACAAUGGCUGAAUGUUCGACCAACAAAUGGACUUUUGUCUCGAUCUAUUUCUUUGUCUUCUCAGCCUGUUGCAGGCACUUGGAACAUUUCAAUCUUUUCAACCUUUUCCCCAAGUACUGAGAAACAGCUUGUUCAAUCAGUUUGUUUUGAUGUUAGAGAAUAUGUUCUUCCAAGAUUUCAAGUUCUUCUUUAUGUUCCAACGUACGUUGUUCAAGGUGACACUGACUUAAUAGGAGCAGUAGCUGCGAGGUACACAUAUGGAAAGCCAGUGCAGGGACGUGUUUGUGUAUAUGUUACUCCGACGUUUACGUCUUUGCAUUACUAUUCUCGUUAUCGUACUAUUAGCCCAACUACACUCUGUCAACCGAUUGAUGGAUUGUCUGAUUUUUCAGUGCUACUAAAAUCAGUCAUUAAAUACAAUAGAUGGCCAACAACUUUGGAAGUUAAUGUCACUGUAACUGAGGAAGGGACGGGUGUCUCCAUAAAUUCUUCUCAGCUCGUAAUGGUUGCAUCAAAACCAUUGCUGCUACACUUUCUACCUGGCACACCAUCCUUGUUUCAACCUGGUCUGCCAUUUACUGUCAAGGUGUUUGUCAUGACUCCUGAUUUUUUGCCAUUUUUGAAUGCAACUAUUGUUACUUUACAAUUUUACACAGACGAGAUUGAGUUGGAUGAAGUUGAGGUGGAAAGCAUCAAUGGAUCUGCAUCAUAUGAUGUAUUCUAUAGCCACAAUGGUUUUACGGAGCCGAUACGUGUUGUGGCGACAGUGGAAACAACAGGAGGUGACAAUCCAAAUGUUAGGUCACAUCACACCUUGCAUCCUCUUAUUACUCCGGACAAUGACCACAUUGAUGUGGUUGCUAGUGAUCUAGUUCUCACUGGUAGAGCUCAUGCUAGCCUGACAUUGCUGUCUACCAAGGAAAUUGAGACAACACUUUAUUUAAUGACUGUGGCAAAUGGCAGGAUUUGGGAUUCAUGGAGCAUGCUCAUUAAGACAUCAUUGUCAACUGUUUAUAACAGAGUACACGAGUUUACAUUUGAAAUGCCUGUAUCGUGUUCCCUGGCACCCACCUUUCACUUGGUGUCUUACUACUUAGCCAGGGAUUCUAUAGCUGUAUGGGAUACAACAAAGUUUGUUGUCCAAUCGUGCUUCUCACAUAAGGUUGACAUUUCUUUCUCGGUUAAUGAGACACGACCUGGUGAUGUCGUGGAACUGUCAGUGAAAGCUGAUCCUGGGGCCACAGUUAGCUUGACAGCUGUUGACAAGAGCGUUUACCUUUUGCCUUCUUUUUGCAGCAGCCAAGUGACAGUUGAGAGGCUUAUGCGGGAAAUAUCAAAGUACAGCAUUGGAUUGAGCUCUGACUUUGAAGCUUUGGGAUCUGGUAGCAGUGAGGCAAGUGAAACUGAUGAUGUUGUUGACUCAGAUCUUGAUUCACGUGAUCCAAGACAUUGGUGGCGGCAAUGGUGGAAGAAUGCAGAUGUACCACGUGUGUUUAAGUCAUCUGGUCUUGUUGUACUUACCAACUACAUAUUUGGAAAUGGCAACACAAGGCGCGUCAAACGCUUUGCUCGUGGAGGUUCAGGAUUUGGGUUUGGUGAUGAUGAAGAUGAUCCAUUGGGUGAAGAACCACAGGAAAGCCAGAGAGUGAGAUCAUAUUUUCCUGAGGCUUGGUUAUGGGAAGAACGAAAGGCAAAUGAAAAUGGCGAGGUACACAUGAAUGUUACAGUUCCUGACACAAUUACUACAUGGAUUGCUGAUGCUUUUGCUAUUUCUGCUGAUUCGCCUCUUGGAAUGGCUGAGAUACCGUCAGCUCUUGUCGCAUUCAAGCCAUUUUUUGUAUCUCUCAGUCUUCCGUAUUCUGUAAUAAAUGGUGAAGAGGUUGCAAUAGUUGCUACAGUGUUCAACUAUUUUUAUGAAGACACAGAGGUGGUUGUCAUUAUUGACAAUUCAACAACUGGGUUUGACUUGGUUGGAGAUGGAGUAUCCAAGGUGUUACUUCAAGUUCCAGGCAAUGACAGCAUUACAACUCGAUUUCCCAUUGUUUCACGUAAACUGGGCAACAUACCCAUUCAAGUAACAGCUUUGUCAUCAACUGAUUCAGAUAUUGUUCUAAGGAUGCUUCUUGUUGAGCCUGAAGGCAUUGAACAAGAAUUGUCUAAGAGUCUGAUGAUUCGUGGAGAGACAAAAGAAGUGAUGAAUUUGCAACCACCUUUACCAGUUGUCAGUGGAUCUGUCAAAGGAAUUGUGUCAGUCACAGCUGGUUGCUUGAAGGUGACAUAA
Molecule: messenger RNA, 2757 nt
Organism: Corticium candelabrum
Lineage: Eukaryota; Metazoa; Porifera; Homoscleromorpha; Homosclerophorida; Plakinidae
Product: CD109 antigen-like
Exons: 24
Coding region: 85-2757 (890 amino acids)
Molecular function (GO): endopeptidase inhibitor activity
Source: RefSeq, a predicted model, not a curated record